AUCAAAAGAACAUUAUUAUUUUAUUUUAUAAAGAAGAGGCUCAAACCACAAGGUUGUUUCUAGUAAGUACAAUCGUGGACUGUAUUUGCGGUAAUGACACAAACACAAUUAUCUGCAACCCAGAACACACUGACCCAGAAUGUGGUCUCCAAUAAAAAACGAAAGCAACACGACCUGAUGGGGUGCAGGAUGAGGAAAAUCAGAUGAGAAGGGGCACAAGUGAAAAAGUUGUGGAUAAUCUUCUAACAUCCAUAUGUAAAUAUUUAUGUGUAUGUAUAUAUUAUAUAUAUACAUUUUGGGGGGGUUGUUUGUUUUUGUUAUAUAUAUAUAUAUAUUAGUUAAAACUCUAAAUGAUUUUACGGUUACCUUUAAAAAUCAGACUUAUUUGAUAACUUGUGCGAACUAGUAACUAAACUCAUUUACCGGAUUGGAUGGAGACCUAGAUCCAGACAUAAAGUCCUGGGUUCCAAUAUGACCGUAGGCACUUCCUAGUGGUGUGACCCUGGGCAAGUCAUUUAUCCCUAUUGCCUAGUCCUUGUCGCUUUUCUAACUUAGAACCAACACAUAGUUUUAAUUUUAAAACGAAAGGUAAGCGUCUUAAAAAUAAACAAAAGAAAAUAAAUGCCACCCUCCCCACAGAUUUAUUUAGAGAUGUAAAAUGCAGAAGGCCAGUGACGGGAAGAAUCAGCGUAAGCACAAGCGGACAGAGGAGGGGCCAGGCUCCAGUCAUUGGUCAGAGGCUCCGCCCUCGGACGGAAGCUGAAAGGUCCUUCUGUCUCCGUGGGCUCUCACGCUGCUCCUCGCUAGUCGCUCCACAGCCUGGCUCCUCCUCUUCUUCCGCUUCGUCUAUCGCGGAGCCGGAAGUCUCAAGGCUCAGUUUCCGCCCUGGUGGGGCGGAACUUCCGCUUUCUCUCUCUCUCUCUCUCUCUCUCUCUCUCUCCCCCCCACCCCUCCCCUCACCCCUGGCCGGUGUCCGGCAGUGGAGUCCGUAGGAGGGGCGCCCGGACCUCGGAAGGAUCGUUCCGGCCGCAUGCCCUCAGGGAUCCCGGGACACGUCGGAGCCCAAUCUCACUCCCCGCGCCACGCUCUCUCCUCCUCCCCAGAGCCGUGAAGUGUCUCUUCGCCCGGCCCCUUCCCCCGCCCCGAACUGACUCUAGUAAGGCGGUGGGGAGGAGCCCGGGUGGGAUCGCUUGGCUCCGCGCUCCUGCUUGGGGUCCUCCUCACCCGGGCCUCCCUCUGGCUCCGCCCCCAAGCUCCUCGUUGCUAUGGCGACGAGCUCAUUGGUGUGGAAGCUGGCGGGGCUGCUGCAGGACUCGGGUGACCUGGUCCUCUCUGGUUGUAGCACAUUGACCCUGCUGACCACCACCUUGCAGCAGCUGAACCAUGUGUUUGAGCUUCACCUGGGGCCCUGGGGUCCAGGGCAGGCUGGCUUUGUGGCUCUGCCUUCCCACCCGGCAGACUCUCCUACUAUCCUGCAGCUUCAGUUCCUCUUCGAUAUCCUGCAGAAAACACUUUCACUCAAGCUAGUACAUAUCCCUGGCCCUGGCCCUCAAGGCCCCAUCAAGAUCUUCCCCUUCAAGUCCCUGAAGCAGCUGGAGCUACGAGCUGUACCCCUUCACUGUUUGUGUGGCCUCCGUGGAGUCUACUCUCAGCUUGAGACUUUAAUCUGCAGCAAAAGCCUCAGAGCACUCGAGGAACUCCUGUCAGCUUGUGGAGGUGACCUCUGCUCUGCCCUCCCCUGGCUUGCCCUAGUUUGUGCUGAUUUUAGCUAUAAUUCUUUGACUGCCUUGGACCGAUCCUUGCAUCUCUUGUCAGCCCUUCAGAUCUUGAAUCUAAGCCACAACCAAGUCAGGGAUUGUGAAGACUUCUUGACUGCAUUGUCUGAGUUGCGACAUCUGGAUGUCUCUUAUAACCACCUCCAGUCAGUCCCAGUGAUGGGUCCCUCAGGGGCUGUGCUGAGGACCUUGGUACUGAGGGGCAAUGAGCUUCGAAGCUUAUGUGGGCUGGAUCAGCUGAGGGGCCUUCGACAUUUGGAUGUGGCAUAUAAUCUUCUAGAACAACACAGAGAGCUCAUGUCCUUGCGCAUGCUGCCUGAGCUCCACAGACUUCACCUAGAGGGGAAUCCUCUGUCGUUUCACCCUAACCACCGAGCAGCUACUGUCCAGUAUUUGUCACCACAGAUCAAGGAAGCUUCUCCCCUGGGGUUUUUUCUGGAUGGGGAGCCCUUGUCCCGUGCAGACCUACAGCCUCCCACAUCUUCUGGGCUUUGCUCCUUGGCCCUCCCUCUACCCCCUGUAGGCGGAAGUGCCUCCGAGACCUCAUAUGGCCCUGACCUCAGCGAUAGCCCCUCCUCAGGAGCCGUCCUGGUUCGCCCUCUCCCUCGCAAGUCCAGGAGCCGAGUCCGUGUGAGACAGGCUAGCAUCUCAGAGCCAAGUGACACGGAUCCUGAACCCCGCACUCCAGAACCCUCCCCUGCUGGCUGGUUUGUGCAACAGCAGCGGGAGCUGGAGCUCAUGAACAGCUUUCGGGAGAGAUUUGGUUGUGAUUGGCUGCAGUACCGGAGCCACCUGGAGACCCCUGGGACACCUUCUCUGGGGACUCCCAAGGUCUCCGACUUUGGCGAGCUCCCCCUGGAUCCCCCAAAUGCUCAGAGCCUUUCUAGCUCAUUGCAGCUGGGGGAGGGAGCCAGCAGUGUAGAGGAAUCCCUCCUGAUUGGGCCAGAAGAGGGCCCAUCAGAGGAAGGGGUGGCUGUGGGGAUGGAGGCAGCUGUAGAGGAAGCCAAAGAGGAAGGCCCUGAGGAGGACGGAGAAGUGGAGUUGUGCCGGCCAGUGCUGGUGCGUCUGCUGGAGGGGACUGGUGGGGCCUGUAGCCCAGAACGGUUUCUCCGGGUUACGUCUGGCCAUUUGCUGGAAGUGGAACUGCAGGCAGCACGAGUCCUUGAGCGACUGGACCUUCGGAGCCUGCAGGCAGCCGAGUUAGAGUCAGAGGCUGAGCCACAGGCCCAGAGCGGGGAAGUGUCUGCAGACUGCGAUCAUGCUGCUAAGGCCCCCAUUCUCGUUCUGCGCUUCUCCUACAUCUGUUCCGACCGGCAGCUACGACGAUACCUGGUUUUGGAGCCCGAUGCUCUGGCCGCUGUGGAGGAGUUGCUUGCCAUCCUGGCCCCGGCAGCAGCCGCCUCGAGGCUUCAGGCGGGGGCAGCUGGAGGCCCUUUGGGAGGCCGACUUCGCUGCCUCCGCUGCCAUCAGCUCAGCACAGUGAUGAUUUCCAAGGAGGAGCUGGACAGCCAGGGCGGAUGGAUACCAAAGACAAGUACAGAUUCUCCCAUCCUGUGCCCUGUGUGUGGCAGUGACCAUGUCGUUCUAUGGCCUCAACACGAUGAAACGCCCUGUGGGGAUGGGACGGAAGGGGGGCCGGGCCUGGCCUCCUCCCAACUCCCCAGCACCCCUCCUGGCUCUUCGGAUGAUGUUGACGGUGAUAACCUCAGCAAUUCCUCCCCCCAGGCCCAUGUGCCUGACGAUGCCAACAGCUGGGGCCUUUGCCCUUCUUCUGACCGCCGUGGGCUUCGCUCUGUGGAUCACCGGAUCCGACUUUUCCUGGAUGUGGAAGUGUUCGAGGAUGUCCAGGAAGAGUUUCAGUGCUAUCUCAAGGUGCCAGUGGUAUUCCGUGGUCAGUCCAUGGAGGUUCCCUCCCUGGUUGUGGUGUCUGAUCUCAGGCUCUAUGUGCUGGAGGUGACUGGGGAGAUGCGGGGCCAGCCUUCUAGCUGGCUGCAGCUGUGCCUCGCCAUCUCCCUGCAGGACCUGAGCCGCCUGGAGCUUGGCCUGGCUGGGCAGAGCCUUCGGCUGGAGUGGGCAGGGGGUGGGGGUGGCUGUAUCCUGCUGCCCCGUGAGUCCAGAUGCUGCCGGGCAUUCCUGGAGGAGCUUGGGGCCAUCCUGCAGUCACUUCCUCCCGGCCGAAGGUCCCAAGUUAGUGCCACCAAAGAGGAGAUGAUUCCUCAGCACCGCCUCUGGCCACUGCUGGGAACUGACUCCGGCCCCGAAGACCCCCAGUUCUUCUACUUGCAGGUGUUUCUGAUUGAAGGUUCCUCUGUCUGCCCCAUGUCCCUGUUAAUAACUCCAUCUACCCUGUAUCUGCUGAAUGAAGAUCCUGUGUGGUCUCAGGCUGGGCCUUCUCCUCCAGAGGCUGGGGAAGAGUUCCUAGGGGCAUCCCCCUCAAGCCUGCAUCCUUCUGUCCGUAUCCAUGAGCAGCAGCCACUCAGCAGCCUCAACUCCAUCCAGGUUUAUCGAACAGCCCUGAUGGACUUGCGCCUGGCACUGUAUGAUGAGGUAUUGCGACUGGAGAGUUUUUGGUCUCUUCGUGUUGCGUGUCCUGAGCAAUUGACUGCACUGCUUGAUUGGAUCCGAGGUCCCUGGGAGGAUCUCUUUUCCAUUGAACUUCGAGUCCUGACCCAGGAAGCCCUAGAUAUUGAACCAUGAAACUGUGGACAUAAAGCUUUAUCCUCUGGGAGCUCACCUGUUGUACUGUUCAUGGUCCAGUCGCCUGCCCCGGAUUUGCUGGGGGAAGGACUAGAGUGUGCUGCUGUGGUCCCUGGGCAGCUCUGACCAGAAGUGACCAACUAGAGAUAGUGUCCAGGGACCAGCCCAAUUAUGGCCUUUGACAAUGUGACAUUGAAUAUUUCUCAGGUGCCAAUAAAGUUUUUUUCCAUUCCUGA
Molecule: messenger RNA, 4708 nt
Organism: Monodelphis domestica (gray short-tailed opossum)
Lineage: Eukaryota; Metazoa; Chordata; Mammalia; Didelphimorphia; Didelphidae
Gene: STK11IP
Product: serine/threonine kinase 11 interacting protein
Biological process (GO): intracellular protein localization
Cellular component (GO): cytoplasm
Molecular function (GO): protein binding
Source: RefSeq, a predicted model, not a curated record